GCCACAACCACAAUAUCACAGCCAAAGUUCGGGCCUUGAUUCUCUACCAAACACUAAUUGCUUCUUUCCUAAAGUGAUGGCCUCCUCCCCGCUUGUGGUGUCCCCUCUAUUUCUGCUGACACUCGCCUCCUCCUGUCUUCUUUUUCUUCAACCCCAUCCCUGCAAUGCCAAUUCACUCAUUAGUUGUCUUUUUGAGAAGAUUUAUAAUUUUGGUGACUCGCUUUCAGAUACUGGGAAUCUAAUUCGGCUAAAGCCAAUCGGUCCAGCCACACCUUUCACAAGGCUUCCCUACGGUGAAACUUUUUUCAAGCAUGCGACCGGUCGAGCCUCAAACGGUCGGCUCAUGAUCGACUUCAUCGCUAAUGCAUCUGGCCUUCCCUUUCUUAAUCCCUACUUGGAAAAAGAUGCAGACUUCACACAUGGAGUCAACUUCGCCGUUGCUGGUGCCACUGCGUUACCAGCAGAGUUUCUAGCCAAAAGGAAUAUCGUAAACCUGUAUACUAACAACUCACUCAAAGUGCAACUCGAUUGGAUGUCUAAACAUCUCGAUUGCACACGCACCAUAGAAGGAGGCUGCUUGGAGAAGCGAAAGAACUCUCUUUUUGUGCUUGGAGAGAUUGGAGCAAACGAUUAUGCCUACUCAUUAAUCGAAGGAAAAACUAUGCAGGAGAUAAAAAAUUUGGUACCUGAAGUUGUUGCAACAAUAAUCAGUGGUGUUCGGCGGGUGAUCAUGAGCUACGGAGCUGUUAGGGUGGUAGUCCCUGGCAUUUUUGCAAAUGGUUGUUUUCCAGCCAUCCUAACAUUAUAUCAAACAAGCAACUCAAGUGCCUAUGAUAAGCAUGGGUGCUUGAAAGAAAUCAAUAGCUUCGCGUACUACCACAAUAAAAAGUUACAAGAAGCCAUCCAGGAAUUGAAAAGAGAGUAUCCUGAUGUUAUUAUCGUUUAUGUUGAUUACAACCGUGCCUUCCAAUGGCUUUUCAAUCAUGCCGUACAUCUUGGAUUUGAUGGCAAGUCUACGCUGAAGGCUUGUUGUGGAAUUGGUGGGGAUUACAAUUUUGAUUUGACCAAUUUGUGUAGUUCCGAGGUUCCGGUCUGUCCAAAUCCUAAUCAAUUCAUAAGUUGGGAUGGUAUUCAUCUGACAGAAGCAGCAUAUAAGAGGAUGGCUGAAUGGCUUAUUGACGACAUGUUGCCCAAGCUACAAUGUUGUGUUUAAGUUGGUCUUAUUCCAGUUUCCCAAUAAUUGAGAAAGUAAAAAGUAAUAUAUAUGUGAUUUUUUAACUUGGCCUAAAUGUAAUAUCUUUAUCAAAGAAUAAUGAUCAAAUUUAAUGGAUGGUUUUACGUA
This is a messenger RNA of Rhododendron vialii, 1342 nucleotides long. RefSeq names its product acetylajmalan esterase-like. The transcript is spliced from 5 exons. The record is from RefSeq and is a predicted model, not a curated record. Gene Ontology annotation, molecular function: hydrolase activity, acting on ester bonds. Lineage: Eukaryota; Viridiplantae; Streptophyta; Magnoliopsida; Ericales; Ericaceae. Bases 77 to 1213 code for a protein of 378 amino acids.